ACAAAGAAUAUACACAUGAUAAAGAACGAAGAGAAUCAUCAACAUGACCAGGCUAGCGGAGCAUGACUGUGCAGCAUCGCCUCGAAAGGUUCUGCCUCUAUUUGAUGUUAAUGCUUUUGGCUCAGGCUAGCGGCUAGUUUUUUAGACUUUCGCUUUGUUGUUCCCAGGAAAAAACGCCCUGGACGAUGUCUGGUGCACCAGUGGCGGCCAGCGCACCACCGAUGGAACUGGAAAUUACGGACCCGACACAGCUGGCGCAGCUGACCCAGCAAGCCUUGGCCACAUGCACCGGCAAUAAAUUUGACUUCAACGUCAUUGGCCACGACCUUCAAUUGGUUGAAGUCCUCCUCAAACCCGGCGACAAGAUCAUUGCAGAGAGCGGCUCACUUUGCUUUCUAGAGCCUGACAUCACCUUUGAGUCGCAAUUCAAUGAUGGCUCAAGGCCAGAGGGCAGCUGGUGGGAGAACAUCAAAGAUGCUGGCAAGCGCUUGUUAGCCGGCACUUCCAUCUCCAUGCUGCACAUUGAGAACAGUGGUUCACAAAUUCGCAAGGUCGCCUUUUCUUCUCCAAUCCCCGGCCACACCAUGGGCAUAGAUCUGGGGGCAAUGGGUGGCUCCAUGAUGUGCUCACGGCAUGCUUUUUUGUGUGCAGCCAAGGGAACGAGCAUCCAGGUGGGAUUUACACAGAAAUUGUCGGUGGGUCUCUUUGGCGGCGAGGGAUUUCUGUUGCAGUUGUUGCAAGGCAAUGGGCUGGCAUUCAUCCAUGCUUGCGGGGCAGUCGUCAGGCGCGAAUUGAAAGAGGCCGAACAGCUCCGCGUGGACACAGGCUGCGUCGUGGGCUUCUCUGCCAGCGUGACCUUCGACAUUGCGCGCGUGGGUAGCAUCAAGACAUCUCUGUUCGGAGGUGAAGGUAUUUUCUUUGCAACCCUCACGGGCCCAGGCGUCGUUUGGCUCCAAAGUGUGCCUUUCAGAAAGUUUGCUCUGAAACUGUACAGUGAAAUGCCUCAUGUCACUCAACACAAAGAAUCUUCUGGUAGCAAGGACUGACAGUGCCCCUGGCCGAAGCUCAGAACGCGGCACAGGGUCCUCGUCCUCCGCAUGGAACAGCCUGAAGGAAGCAAAA
Messenger RNA from Durusdinium trenchii, 1122 nucleotides. The record is from the annotation of a GenBank genome assembly. Lineage: Eukaryota; Dinophyceae; Suessiales; Symbiodiniaceae.